Messenger RNA from Hermetia illucens (black soldier fly), 2594 nucleotides. Its product is annotated as monocarboxylate transporter 12. Gene Ontology annotation, biological process: transmembrane transport; monocarboxylic acid transport. Lineage: Eukaryota; Metazoa; Arthropoda; Insecta; Diptera; Stratiomyidae. The coding region runs from base 1017 to 2501 and encodes 494 amino acids. The record is from RefSeq and is a predicted model, not a curated record. Gene Ontology annotation, molecular function: monocarboxylic acid transmembrane transporter activity. The transcript has 8 exons.
AGCUUACAGUUGGAGUAAACUGCCCCCGACUACAAGACAUGGAUUCAGUAUUGUUUUAGCGUUAAGCAGGGGUGUUAGAUAGUGUUUCUAGAUAGUACGUAAAAUAAUCAGUUUACGAGUGUAUCUAAGUUAAAGGUGCGAGUAAUUCAAAGGUUUCCGUAGAAGAACGUUCACCAAAAAUGAACUAUAAAAUCACAAAGUCAACUAAGGUAGAGAUCGAAAGUGUAGUUUAUAAGGAAUAGUCAAUAAAUGCCGCAAAUGUGAUCAUAGAAUUGAUAACUUCCAAUCGACAUCAAUGGAAAAAUUAUUCAGUUUUAUCUGGGGUGUUUGAGUAAUCUAUCUUAACUUCUUAAUGACACCGCGCACAAGUUCUACACGUUCCUUUUAUCAAUUUGGAGUGAUUUUGUUCAAGUGACGAAAUAGCAAACGUAGUCAGAGUAUCACAUUUAAGUAAUUAUUCAAUUAGACAUUAUCAAGAAUCAGACGACACUGCGUGAACUAUUUAUUGAUCUAUCGGCUAUUGUCCUGCCAAGCGGUCUUCUAUAAUAGAAUGCUAACUUGGCAUAGUGGUCAUUCGCGGUUUCGCAACAUCAUUUGAAUUUCUGCACAUCAUUUUGUCUUGUGUGAUAAUGACUAGAUUAUCUUGAAAAGAUAAAAUUGAUGAUGACGAUAAAGAUGAUAGUGUGCAGCAAGUGAUACAUAUGUUUUAAUUGAAUGCACCGCUUUGGGACUGGAACUAGGAAGUCAAAAGUUAUCCCCCAUAGUGCAUGUGCAUUUCGUGUUUCAUCUUAUAAAUUGUUGGAGUUUCUUCGAAAGAUUGUAUAUACAUAUAUAUAUUUCUCGUGUUGCGUGUUCUUAGUGUGAAAAGUAGAAAAGUUAGAAAACAAUUAAUGUUUCCUUAACUAAGGGAUUGAAUUCCAUCAGCAGCCAGUGAAGCUACAAUGAUUUUCUGUAUCAUAAUCUCACAAUUGACGAAUUUCCUAAAUAAAAUAAGGCUUUAGAUUUAAAAAAUCCCAAUGGCGAUAAAAACGAAUAGAGCGAACACGGCUCAAGUGCCAGACGGUGGCUGGGGAUGGGCCGUCGUCGCAGGAGUGGCUCUCAUGAAUUCAUUCAAUCAAUCCGUCUUAUCCGUUUUCGGUCUUCUGUUUGGAGAGCAUUUACAAAACAUGGGAGAAGGAACUACAGGUGCUGCAUUGGUAUCAAAUUUGAAUAGUUUAGCAUUAAAUUUAUCAGGUUUAUUUAUUGGUCCUGCGAUUAAAACUUUCGCUCCUAGACGUGUUGCUUUCGCUGGAUGCUUCCUCACUUCAUUUGGGCUAUUGAUGUGUUCAGUAUCAACCCGUUUAUGGCAUGUUAUCAUCUGCUAUAGUAUAAUUGUUGGAUUAGGACUAGGCUUAAUAUCACCAUCUGGAUUUAUGGCAAUAAAUACCUAUUUCAAAGAAAAACGAGGGGUAGCUGUUGGAGCAGCAAUGGCAGGAACGGGCGUAGGGCAGAUGAUAUUACCUCAUAUCGUACGAUACUUACUAGAUUACUACGGAUUCAGGAUGACUACAGUCGUGCUAGGGUCACUAGCUUUACAUGGAUUAGUAGGCGCAUCAUUGUUUCGACCACUCAACCCUCCAAACAAACGAAAGAAACGGAAUGUUAAGGAGGUUAAGUUAUUGCUUCAAGACGAUAAGGUUAAAAAUGAAGAACAAAAUGAUCAUGAAAUAUCCUACAGUGCCAAACUUGCUGAGCAAAAGCGAGACAUUACUGAUAAAAGGAAAUCUCUUGACGAUCAUGAGAUAACAUUUAUGAACGAUCCCAGCGAAAAGCACCGUCGACACAAGUCGCAAGGAAUAUUUCACAGAAUCGCUUGUAACUUGGCUAAUGCCAUGGACUUAGAAUUAUUGAAGGAUCCAAUUUUCAUUAGCAUAUGUGCAGGGAUAGGAUUAGUUUACACUUCAACGAUAAAUUUUUCGAUGUUGUUCCCAUAUUUCUUGCAGUUUUCAGCAAACUUGUCACGAGGAAACACCGCAGUUUGCAUGUCAGUGCUAGCAGGCGCGGACAUUGUAUGUCGAAUAGGUUUCCCAAUGAUAACAGACCGACUGAAGAUGUCUUAUCGAUUGGUUUUCCUUAUGGGAGCGAUAGGCAUGUUCUUCGGCCGAGCAAUAUUGGCCGAAUCCUCCAAUUACUAUGUAUUGAUAGUUCUUUCGGCCAUUUGUGGUGGCUUUAAGUCAGCUACAGUAGUGAACAAUAAUUUAACCAUUUCUGAAUAUUGCACUCCUGAGACUUUACCCGGAGGGCUUGGAUUGAAUAUGAUUGCAAAAGGAAUCUUUGCUAUUAGCAUAGGACAACUUCUUGGAUGGAUUCGUGAUUAUACUGGGAGCUACUCACUCUCCCUACAUGCUCAAGAUGCUCUUAUAAUAAUAGUAACGGUGAUGUGGGCGCCCGAACUUGUUUAUAAAUAUUUUAAAAAUCGCAAGGGUAACCGUGAUAAAUCAAACAGUAUUCCUUCUGCCUAAUGUUUAGUAGUUAGGGUAGAUUUCCUAUAAUUUAAAAUGUUUAUACCACUAAUUGUGAUAUUUUUAAAUUACUUAAAGAUAAAAAUGAAAACU